This is a messenger RNA of Jaculus jaculus (lesser Egyptian jerboa), 8867 nucleotides long. It is a transcript of the gene Pcdh7, whose product is annotated as protocadherin 7. Gene Ontology annotation, cellular component: plasma membrane. The record is from RefSeq and is a predicted model, not a curated record. Bases 1167 to 4934 code for a protein of 1255 amino acids. NCBI's taxonomy places the organism in Eukaryota, Metazoa, Chordata, Mammalia, Rodentia, Dipodidae. The transcript has 4 exons. Gene Ontology annotation, molecular function: calcium ion binding. Gene Ontology annotation, biological process: homophilic cell-cell adhesion.
GAGAGAGCGAGCGGAGAGAGAGAGAGAGAGUGAGAGGCUGCAAUCUCCUCCCAGAAUCGCGCACAGCGCUGCAGAUCCCCCGGCUCCGACUUGCGGGCCGAAUGCAGGUGAGGGAAGGCACGGACUCUGCGGCUGCGAAUCCAAACUUGUGCACCGCGCGCUGCGCAUGGUUCGGCCCUCGCCCCCGCGGGCGAAUGGCUGGCUGCUGCGGUUUCAGGCGGCGUCUUCGUGACUAAUGACCUUGCGCAGAGUUGUUAAGAAAAAAAAAAACAACAAACAAAAAAACAAAAAAAACAAAAGCCAGGAAGCCGAGCUCUCUGGGGUGAGAAGCGACGGACUCCGGGCGUCUCUGAAGAUGGCUCGCGCUGCUCUUUGGCGCGCUGGGGGCACCGGGACACGGACCACGUUGUGACGCGAGGAGUCUUCUUCAUUGCGUCGGGCACGGAGUGACCUGCCGUGGGUGUUUCAUUCUCUCUUCGUCCUCUCUGGACUGAAUCCCCGCUUGCUAAGGGGACUCAGAGUUGAAACUGGCUUGUUGCUAGCCCCGGAGCAUCGUGCAGGAAGCCACUCCACGUCAGUCGGAGCAGCCGGAGCCGGCACCGAGGCGGAGAGUCUAGAGUGAGUGGCUGGAACGUAAAUUGGACUCAACUCGAGUAGCGGGUCUGGCAGGCGGUGGAGGUUGCAGGUUCGCUCCACGCUGCUUCCCGGCUCCGCCGCCCGCCUGCCUGCCGGAGCGGUUUCCAGCGCGCGGGGACCCGAGCCCGGGAUCCUCUUCCCCGCUGCGGGGAUGACUUUGAGGGGCGUGGGGUGGGGGCGCCGAGCCCGCGGCGCGCAAUGUCCCGUGAACUGUGAGUACUGCGACUAAACGGUGGCCGGCUAGCGGGCGAUUAGCACCCAUUGCAUGAAUUAUGAAACAAUAACUUUCGGAAGAAGCAGGAGAAGGAAAAUAAAAAGAUUCAUCAUCUAUCUCUAGCUGCCUCCUUGCCUCCCUCCUCCCUCCCAUCGGCCGACUCUCCGCGCUGCUCUUGCCCCCUCCCUCCCUGCCUUUCCUUCCUUUCCCGGAGAGGAGAGAGGACCGAGGGGAGGGCCGGCGGCCAGCCCCCGAGGAGGGACAGCGCCGAGGGGGCUGUGGUUAGAAGGAGCAGUAGCAGCAGCAGCAAGAGAAGAUGCUGAGGAUGCGGACGACGGGAUGGGCGCGCGGCCGGGGCUUGGGCUGCUGCCUCCUGCUGCCGCUCUGCCUCAGCCUGGCCGCCUCCAAGCAGCUGCUCCGGUACCGGCUGGCCGAGGAGGGCCCCGCCGACGUGCGGAUCGGCAAUGUGGCCUCGGACCUGGGCAUCGUGACGGGCUCGGGAGAGGUGACUUUCAGCCUGGAGUCCGGCUCCGAGUAUCUGAAGAUCGACAACCUCACGGGAGAGCUGAGCACCAGCGAGCGGCGCAUCGACCGCGAGAAGCUGCCCCAGUGUCAGAUGAUCUUCGACGAGAACGAGUGCUUCCUGGACUUCGAGGUGUCGGUGAUCGGGCCCUCGCAGAGCUGGGUGGAUCUGUUUGAGGGUCGGGUCAUCGUGCUGGACAUCAACGACAACACGCCCACCUUCCCGUCGCCCGUGCUCACGCUCACGGUGGAGGAGAACCGGCCCGUGGGCACGCUCUACCUGCUCCCCACGGCCACGGAUCGCGACUUUGGCCGCAACGGCAUCGAGCGCUACGAGCUGCUCCAGGAGCCCGGGGGCGGCGGCGGCGGCGGCGAAGGACGGCGCUCGGGGCCGGCGGACAGCGCCCCCUACCCCGGGGGCGGCGGGAACGGCGCUGGCGGCGGCGGCCCCGGAGGCUCCAAGAGGCGGCUGGAUGCGCCCGAGGGAGGUGGGGGGACCACCCCCGGUGGCCGCAGCAGCGUCUUCGAGCUGCAAGUCGCCGACACCCCGGACGGCGAGAAGCAGCCGCAGCUGAUCGUGAAGGGGGCGCUGGACCGCGAGCAGCGGGACUCCUACGAGCUGACCCUGCGGGUGCGCGACGGGGGCGACCCUCCUCGCUCCUCGCAGGCCAUCUUGCGGGUGCUCAUCACCGACGUGAACGACAACAGCCCCCGCUUCGAGAAGAGCGUGUACGAGGCCGACCUGGCUGAGAACAGCGCGCCGGGAACCCCCAUCCUGCAGUUGCGCGCCACCGACUCGGACGUAGGGGUCAAUGGGCAGAUUGAGUACGUGUUCGGGGCGGCCACCGAGUCCGUGAGGCGCCUACUGCGCCUCGACGAAACGUCCGGAUGGCUCAGCGUCUUGCACCGUAUUGACCGCGAGGAAGUGAACCAACUACGGUUCACAGUCAUGGCCCGUGACCGCGGCCAGCCCCCCAAGACGGACAAGGCCACCGUGGUCCUCAGCAUCAAAGAUGAGAACGAUAACGUGCCCUCCAUUGAAAUCCGAAAGAUUGGACGCAUCCCAUUGAAGGACGGGGUGGCCAGUGUGGCCGAGGACGUACUGGUGGACACCCCCAUCGCCCUGGUGCAGGUGUCGGAUCGAGACCAGGGGGAGAACGGGGUAGUCACCUGUACCGUAGUAGGCGAUGUGCCCUUCCAGCUUAAGCCGGCCAGCGACACAGAGGGCGACCAGAAUAAGAAAAAGUACUUCCUGCACACGUCUGCCCCUUUGGACUAUGAGAGCACCCGGGAGUUCAACGUGGUCAUAGUGGCGGUGGACUCGGGCAGCCCCAGCCUCUCCAGCAACAACUCCUUGGUGGUUAAAGUGGGAGACACCAACGACAACCCGCCAGUCUUUGGCCAGUCGGUGGUGGAGGUUUACUUCCCAGAGAACAACAUCCCUGGCGAGAGGGUGGCCACCGUGCUGGCGACCGAUGCAGACAGCGGGAAGAACGCAGAGAUCUCCUACUCGCUAGACUCAGCGGUGAUGGGGGUCUUUGCCAUUGAUCCUGAUUCUGGGGACAUCCUGGUCAAUACGGUGUUGGACCGCGAGCAGACUGACAGGUAUGAAUUUAAAGUUAACGCCAAAGACAAAGGCAUCCCAGUGCUGCAGGGUAGCACCACGGUGAUUGUGCAGGUGGCCGAUAAGAACGACAAUGACCCUAAGUUUAUGCAGGACGUCUUUACCUUUUACGUGAAAGAAAAUCUGCAACCCAACAGCCCAGUGGGGAUGGUCACUGUGAUGGAUGCUGACAAAGGAAGGAAUGCAGAGAUGAGCCUCUACAUAGAGGAGAGCAGUAACAUUUUUUCUAUUGAAAAUGACACAGGGACCAUUUACUCCACGAUGUCUUUUGAUAGGGAACAUCAGACUACUUACACUUUCAGAGUUAAGGCUGUGGAUGGGGGAGACCCUCCCCGCUCGGCCACAGCCACAGUGUCUCUUUUUGUGAUGGAUGAAAAUGACAAUGCCCCCACAGUGACCCUUCCCAGAAACAUCUCCUACACGUUACUGCCACCGUCAAGUAAUGUCAGGACAGUAGUAGCUACAGUGCUGGCAACUGACAGUGACGAUGGCAUCAAUGCAGACCUGAACUACAGCAUUGUGGGAGGGAACCCCUUCAAGCUGUUUGAGAUUGAUUCCACCAGUGGUGUGGUUUCCCUAGUGGGAAAACUCACCCAGAAACACUAUGGCUUGCACAGGUUGGUGGUGCAAGUGAAUGACAGUGGGCAGCCCUCCCAGUCCACCACGACUCUGGUGCAUGUGUUUGUCAAUGAAAGUGUCUCAAAUGCAACUGUGAUUGACUCUCAGAUAGUCAGAAGCUUGCACACCCCACUCACCCAGGAUAUAGCUGGGGACCCAAGCUAUGAAAUUAGCAAGCAGAGACUCAGUAUAGUCAUUGGGGUGGUUGCUGGCAUUAUGACAGUGAUUCUAAUCAUUUUAAUUGUGGUGAUGGCUAGGUACUGCAGGUCCAAAAACAAAAACGGUUAUGAAGCUGGCAAAAAAGACCACGAAGACUUUUUCACACCCCAACAACAUGACAAAUCCAAAAAACCUAAAAAGGACAAGAAAAACAAAAAAUCUAAGCAGCCUCUCUACAGCAGUAUUGUCACUGUGGAAGCCUCGAAACCAAAUGGACAGAGGUAUGAUAGUGUUAAUGAGAAGCUGUCAGACAGCCCAAGCAUGGGGCGGUACAGAUCUGUUAAUGGUGGGCCUGGCAGUCCCGACCUGGCUAGGCAUUACAAAUCCAGUUCCCCAUUGCCUACUGUCCAGCUUCACCCACAGUCACCCACUGCAGGAAAAAAACAUCAGGCUGUACAAGAUCUACCACCAGCUAACACAUUUGUGGGAGCAGGGGACAACAUAUCAAUCGGAUCAGAUCACUGCUCUGAGUACAGCUGUCAAACCAACAGCAAGUACAGCAAACAGCCAUUUCGUAGAGUGACGUUUUCUGUUGUGAGUCAGCCUCAGGACCCACAUCAGGGGUCACUGCAGAGUUGCUAUGACAGCGGGCUGGAGGAGUCAGAAACACCAAGCAGUAAGAGUUCAUCAGGGCCAAGACUGGGUGCCCUUCCACUCCCAGAGGACAACUAUGAAAGGACCACGCCGGAUGGCAGUGUUGGUGAGGCAGAGCAUAUGGAAAAUGAUUCGAGGCCUCUUCCAGAUGUAGCUCUGACUGGGAAGUGCACCCGUGAGUGUGACGAGUAUGGCCACUCGGACUCCUGCUGGAUGCCCGUCCGCACAUCCCCGGAGAGGAAGAAGAGCCAGCCCAAACUCUCCACUUUCAUGCCUGUCGAUGAACGAGGAAGCCAGGAAAAGCUGGCCAACGGGGAGGCCGCCAUCAUGGGUGACCGCAACAGAAACCUCCUGAACAAAAAGUUGACCUCAUCCUACGACACCUUCAGCGCAGCUACUUUCAGCAAAAAUGAGGAAGCCAACCCCGAGGAUAUUCCCCUGACCAAAACAGGGGAAUAUAAGCCAUCUCCCGUCAAUACUCUCACUAGAAGAGAAGUGUAUCUGUAGGCACCAAGAAGAAACAGCAGUGUUCCUUUGAUGUGGGAGGAGAGUGAGGGGAAGAGAAAUCUUUACAGAGCAAAACCAUUUAACCACAAAGAGGGGGCUACCAAAGACACAAACCUUUGCCUGCCACUUCUGCCUCCAGAUCAGGCCAUUAGUGAAUGGUUAGCCUGAUUAAAAUGUACAAUAUAGAAUCCAUUCUUGGUACUUGCAUGAUCCCCAAUACCUACUCUCUUUUCCCUAGCCCCCUUCCUCCCCCCUCCACAAAGAAAAAAAAAAAAGAUGGUUGCAAGUUUUUGUUUUGUUUUUGUUUUGGUAUUCUUUUUCGUGGCAACAAGCCUGAUUAGCAGAACACAAUAGCCUCAUCAUCCCUAAUUGGAAGCAUGAUUUCAGUCACUUUGAUUUUGUUCGAGUAUCAUCUGGCUGGUUCAUAAAAGCAGGACGAGUAAAAUAUAUUAAUGAAAUAUAUUUCAGACAUACCAUCCAAAAUAUAUUUCAGACAUACCAUCCAAAUACAGUGAUCACCAUUAAAGGUGAUUCUUGAAAAUAAUAGCACCCUUCUAUAUUUGAUACAGUCCCUAUAUAUAAACAGGAGGGAGUGUAUGAUGAAAAAAAGCAUUUCUGGAAGAUACUGGCCUUGGAAUUCUAACAAUCGCUAAGAGGAAAAGAGUACUCAGUGGGGAUUUUAGUCCCAAACUGCUAGAUGUGGUUAUUUUGUUGAGGUCAAGGGCAUCAACUUCAAGUCCAUAUAUUCACUGGAUACGCAGACACAUUUAACUAUGUAUAUCAACUCCACUAAUUACGACUUGCAGAUUUUUUUUUUUUUUUUUUUGGAACAGAACCAGUCUUUUCAGCAAAAGGUGAAUGGUGAUGACAUUAUGGGACCAAAGUUCAUAUGGAAGAUGAGAGAUGCCAUGAAGUAGAUUUGGGCUUGACAUGGAAAUCCACUCAUGUACAAAAACAACCCAUGCCAGUAUACACGUAGAAAGACUCAAAUGCUAGUUUACUUUACAGUGACUUUGCCUGUGCCCAAAAACAUUGUUCUUUUCAAAUAUGUUUAAUUUGAACCCUCAGAAAAAUGAAAAACUUAUGAGACAUAUUUUUCAUAUAAUAAGGAACUGAUGGAGGUUUGAGGUUAGUUUCCUAUAAUACUGUCAGGGAAGAUUCCACUUUUUUAUAUUCAUAUUAAUGGGUAGUGGACUAGAAAAAGACAUGCUGGUAUAAAUGCUCUUAAUGAGUCUGCUAUUGUCAUUUUAGAAUUGCAGCUACUCUUGCUGGUCUUACUAUCAUUUCAAAUCACAAUGGUCUCUCUUGCUUUUUCAGUGCACACUUCCGUGCAGCACAAGUGUAUUAAUGUUGAAGCAUUUUAAAACUCACAUUUAAACAAGGCAAGACCAUACUGGACUUGUCUUUAGUGAAAUUUCUAUAUUAUUUAAUGUUUGUCUUAAUUCCGGUCUGAACAUGAAAGAGAAGAGUCCUGGACGUAACCUUUCUCACAGUCUGUGCAUCUCAAAGUUGGAAAACACGGACUUUUUUCAAGUCUAACAGAACAUGCAAAUUUUGAGCCAUUUGCUCUAUGCAAGAUGAUUUCAUACCAUUGCAGCUUAAGCUGGGACACUCAAAAGAAAGUGACAAUCCAUGAACAGAAAAGGGGAUAACAGGUAAAGAGAGCAAAAGUUCUCAUCUCUGAAUGUUUGGAAGUUGGUUAAGGCAUAGCCUUGAGGGCUUUCUAGAAAAUUGUAGUCAUAAUGUAGCUUUGGGUAUUUUCAUGCCUUGCAGAGUUUCUUAGUCUAUAAGAUGAAGCAACCUGGAAUAUGGGUUGAUAAAUCACUAUAGGUCAUCAAAAUACUUAUCUUGGAAAAAUACUUCUGUUUGGUGGGGUACUCUUUUGGGAUCAUUUCUUUAUUCUAUUUCUUCAGUGGGGUUUCAUUUGAUGUUAGUUUGUGUGUAGUAGGUAGGAUGAAAAAAAUGUAAUGGAAACAAAAACAUGGGACUAAAAUUUCAAUAAUUGAACAUAUUUAUGUUUGAUUAUAAUUUACACUAUGGAAAGAUGCAAUUCUAGUACUUUGUUAGGAAACUGCAUUUAAGCAGUUUUGCCUUGUAUAAUCUGUAAGUACCUAUUAAGACAAAAUACUUCUAAAGAUACUUAUGAAAUGUAUACAUAUUUUUCUUGCACGUUACAAAGGAAAUAAUUGCAUAACACAGCUGUUCAACACUCUUUUUAAUGCAUUCUUUCUUUCUUUCAUGGGACACUUGAAACCAUUAGAUAGCUCAUUUCACUCUCACUUAAAACCCUUCUGUGGUCUAUAAAGCUAAUACGGGUCACACUGGACCUUCAGAUGAAUUGGAUCCACAUUCCACAAUGAUGUUUGCACCACUUACAAGACAUCCAUGUCAUUGUCAUUUAACUCGUAAACUUCUCAUUAGAACUAAAAUGGGUGUGAAAGAAUAAAAUUCAGUGUACUGUAAGUAUUCACUGUAAUUCUAGUAGAAUUAGCUAUCAUAACAUGUUUAUUAUAUAAUGAGCUGGCAUGACACAGAAAUAUAUUUUGUGUUUGUAUGACUUUUAUUUUGAAUAGGUUAAAUCUGGAGCCACUCCAUAUAUAGAGUGCUUUUGAAAAAAAAAAAGAAAAUAAAAAAAUAAAUAAAUGAGUGAAUGCAAAUUAAGCAACUGUGCCUUUUAUACCUGAUGUUAUGGUGAAAAAAAAAUGGUUGUUGGGUUUGGACAAUGAGGGGAAAUGGGCUAUUCCGAACUUUUUUGCUUCUGUAUAUUUAUCCAUGUUUAUUUUCUGAAAAUAAUAGAUAGUAUAUGAAAAAUUUGCCUUCUAGGAAACUCAGAUACUGGACCAGUCUUAAAUAUUGUUCAUUCAUAAAACAAAAUUAAGGCAUUGAUAUGGACUGCUUAGAUCUCACUGGAAGGUGUGAUCCUUGGCUACAUAGCACCAUGAGGAGAUAUGAUCAGGGGAGACAUCAGGCCAUUUUGCAAAGUAAAUUAUUGAUUUAGAUAUUUUAUUGUUUUGUUUAUUUUUAGUUGGUCUUUCAUUUUUCAUUGUACAGUAUAUGAACAAUUCAUGUUUUCUGUACACAACACUCUUGAGGACUUUUGCAUGCAUUAUCCAUUGGGACACAUUUACAAAUUCAUUAUAUAAAUUUCUGUGUAUUAAAAUAUCUGUAGCAUCAGUUGAAAAUCUGCUACUCUGUCUGAAUUUCCAGUUAUCACUGUUGGAUAGUUUUUGACUGGCCUUCUGCCUGAGUUUCAGAAAACAAGGGAGGCAUUAUUUUUAUGGGUAGAAGAACUGACACGGUACUGAGGGCAUCUGUCUGAAAGGCUACCCUGGGAAGCUGGGUUAUAGGAAAAUAAAAUUAAACACAUAGGCCAGAAGAAACCACCAAGAAUCAAACAGCCAUCCAAAAACAGUUUUGAGAAAUCUAAAGACAGAUGUCAUUUUCAGAUUUCAGUGGUAAAUAGAUGCGUUCUUAAAAAAAAAGUAAAAUUAAAAAAAAAAAUAGACAAAAAGAGCUUAACUGGUCAGGAAUAGAGUAUAUCUAGUUAUAUGACCCCGGCAGAGGAGUGGUAUAUAACAUCUGGGGGAGGCAUCAUUUUUUUAAAGCUACCUAGGGUUUACUUUCAGACAACUUUUCCUACAUUUUAAAGCACUUGCAUUCAGUGUGGUACGAUCUGUCUGUAAUGUUAAGUCAUUGACUAUUGUUCUGCUACUUGGUUGUUGAUAGUGAAGCAGAGAACAAUUUCUCAUCAUUUAUUAUGAGUCACUAUGCACGCAACUAUGCUACACAUGGCGAAAUGUAUGAAAACACUCGUCCAACUAUUUAUGAAAUACUUUACAUAAUUUAAUUUGCUUUUGUACAGUUUUAUGUAAAUAAAUUGCUUGUCAUUUUUGUCUCUACAAAUUAAAAUAUAACAUGGUUCAAAUGCUUUCA